Messenger RNA from Stylophora pistillata, 2151 nucleotides. Its product is annotated as eukaryotic translation initiation factor 3 subunit L. NCBI's taxonomy places the organism in Eukaryota, Metazoa, Cnidaria, Anthozoa, Scleractinia, Pocilloporidae. The record is from RefSeq and is a predicted model, not a curated record. Gene Ontology annotation, biological process: translational initiation. Gene Ontology annotation, molecular function: translation initiation factor activity; protein binding. Gene Ontology annotation, cellular component: cytoplasm; eukaryotic translation initiation factor 3 complex.
GACACGAGGUGGAAAUUUUUGGGAUUAUUUCCUCCUCAUUGGUAAAUUUUGAAGACUGAAUCAACGAUGUAUGAAUCUGAAGGAUUAUAUGAAGGAGAGGGUGGCGCACCAGAUGGAGCAUAUCAUGGAGGAGGAGGAGGGUAUGAGCCUCCUAUACAUGAUAAAGGAGGUGUAGAUCCCCAGUCAUAUUCUCCUGUGCCAGAGGAAAUACGAAGAUUUAUUCACUUCUUCCACCAGCAUGUUACUGAGCAGAAUCUCUAUGACAUACAGUUUAUCUAUGAAACAAAUUUCAACAAAUUAACAGAGAGAUAUUUUGAAAAAUCUGCUUGGCCAGAACCCGAGUAUGUUGCAAGCCUUGUGGAUGGAGACCAGGUAUUUUUGAUCCUUUACAAAGAGCUGUACUACAGACACAUCUACAACAAGCUCAAGCCAACACUGGAGCAUCGCUUUGAAUCUUAUUUCAACUACUGUGACCUUUUCAACUACAUUUUGAACACAGAUGAACCAGUUCCUCUCACCUUGCCAAAUCAGUGGUUGUGGGAUAUCAUUGAUGAGUUUAUCUAUCAGUUCCAAGCAUUUAGCCAGUACCGAUCAAAGUUGUUGAAAAAGGGAGAAGACGAAGUUGGCACUCUAAGAGCAAAUACAAAGAUUUGGAAUGUUCACAGUGUACUCAAUGUGCUCUAUUCUUUGGUGGAGAAAUCCAAGAUUAAUCACCAGCUUGAAAAGUACAAUCAAGGCGGUGACCCAGACUCAGUGGCUGGUGAGUUUGGAAUUCAUCCCCUGUACAAGAUGCUGGGUUACUUCAGUUUGAUUGGUUUGUUACGACUGCACUCGCUGCUUGGUGAUUAUUUCCAGGCCAUCAAAGUUCUGGAGAAUGUCGAGCUAAACAAGAAGAGUUUGUACUCAAGAGUUCCAGCUUGCCAGAUCACCACUUACUACUAUGUUGGGUUUGCAUACCUCAUGAUGAAGAGAUACCAGGAUGCUAUUCGUAGUUUCUCUAAUAUUCUGCUGUACAUUCAGAGGACCAAAAAUAUGUUCCAAACUAAAUCCUAUCAGUAUGAACAGAUAAUGAAAAAGAAUGAUCAGAUGUAUGUACUGCUGGCCAUCUGUCUGACAUUAUGUCCUCAGCGAAUUGAUGAAAAUGUUCACUCACAACUGAGGGAGAAAAAUGCAGACAGGUUGCAACGACUUCAGCGUGGAGAUUUGCAGACAUUUGAGGAGUCGUUUUCAUAUGCAUGUCCCAAAUUUAUCUCCCCAGUCCCUCCAAACUUUGACGCUCCUCCAGCCAAUUUUAACAGGGAACCGUUUAAUCUUCAGCUGAAAGUUUUCAUGAAUGAAGUGUCGCAACAAUCCUUAAUACCAGUUAUUAGAAGCUAUUUGAAGUUGUACACCACAAUGCCCAUUGCAAAGCUGGCAGCAUUUUUGGACAUGGAUAAGAGUCAGUUUAGGACUCAACUGCUCUGCUUCAAGCACAAACAGAGGAAUCUUGUGUGGACGAAAGGAACAGAUGCUCUUGAGGGAGAGCUCCAGUCUUCCUCUGAAGUGGACUUUUACAUUGACCAGGAUAUGAUUCACAUCGCCGAUACGAAAGUUGAACGGCGGUAUGGAGAUUUCUUCAUUCGACAGAUUCACAAGUUUGAAGAGGUUACGAGGAACAUUCAAGCAGUUCAGUAACACCAAGACGAUCAGCUGAGAAAAGAUACCGUUUAGGGGAAAAGAAAAGAAAAGAAAAUCCAAAAAGUACACUGAUACCUAGCAUCCAUCCAUCCCUGUAUAUUCCUUUUUGCAAUCUGUGAUAUCAUAGGAAGUUUUUUCUCCUUCUCUUAUCGUGUGAACUAUUUAAGUAUUUGGCGUGAAUUGGAACUAUUUUACCUAUGAAGAGAUCUACGAACUUAUACCCCGUUCACAUCACCAAACAUGUUUUUGAAACGGUGUUUAACUUAAUGUAAAACAGAAACAGAGAAUAGAAUUUUCCCUAGGAUUCAAAUAGUCACUAACUAUUAUUUCAUUGUGCUAAAUUUGAAGUCGGCAAAACAUCGGUUUAAGAAGCUUCUAUGAAUACAACAAAUUUAAAUCGUGUUUCAAACAAAAGAACUUAAGACAUGUUUGAACUUUGUGGUAAAUGGAUUAUUAAACUGUUCCGCUGUCUCA